GGACAGUGAGAUACAGAGAGAAACUGAGGGACAGAGAGAUACAGAGAGAAACUGAGGGACAGAGAGAUACAGAGAGAAACUGAGGGACAGAGAGAUACAGAGAGGAACUGAGGGACAGAGAGAUACAGAGAGGAACUGAGAGGCAGAGAGAGUGAGAGACACAGAGAGAGUAAGAACCUAAGAUACAGGCAGAUCCUAGGAUGCACUGAGAUUAUGACCCUGAGACACACAGGGACAGAUCUGUUGUGACUACAACGGCUGCGACUCAGGGUGAGGACCCUCCUCUGAGUCCGGUGGCACCAGCGAUGCUGUGGACAGGCAGCCAAACCACCUGGGCUAGUGUUCCACAGCUUGUGGUGUCACGCAAGGCAGCAGAGCCCGGGAAGUGACAAGGAGUCACCCACAGGGGACCAGGAACCAGCACGGGCCAGGUACGGCUUCUGGUGGACCACGUUAACAGAUCCAUCACCCUCUGCUGAAUACAGACAGAAGCGGGGUCACGUCACCAUGGAGCCCUCCUCCUCCUUCUCGUCUGGAAACACAACAGCCAGACCCGCCAGCAACACCUCCCAGCUGCCCUCAGAUCCGUCCUUUCUGAAGAAGCUGGCCCACCUGGAUGAGGGCCUCUACAACGACUUCUACAGCGUGUGGAUCGCCCUGGUGGUCAUCAACAUGCUGAUCUUCGUGGUGGGCCUGGUCCUGAACAGCCUUGCCCUGUAUGUCUUCUGCCUGCGCACCAAGCCCAAGACCACCUCGGUGGUGUACACCAUCAACCUGGUGGUGACGGAUCUGCUGGUGGGCUUGUCGUUGCCCACGCGCAUCAUCCUGUACUACAGUGGGGGGAAAUGCCAUGUCUGCUCCUAUGUGCACAUCUUCAGCUACUUCGUGAACAUGUACUGCAGCAUCCUGUUCCUCACCAGCAUCUGCGUGGACCGCUACCUGGCCAUCGUGCAGCUGGAGGCCUCCCGUAAGUGGAGGAGCCCCGGCGUGGCUAAAGCUAUCAGCGCCUGCAUCUGGCUCUUUGCCUUCGUGGUGACCUACUCCUCCCUGACCACUGCCCUCAAGCAGGGAGCCUGCUGCCUGUCCAAGCUCUUUGCGCUCACUGUCUUCGAGUUCUUCCUGCCACUGGUGGUCAUCGCAGUGUUCACUGCGCGCAUCACCUGCGCCCUGGCCGGGCCGCGCCUCAUGCAGCAGAGCCGCGAGCGCCGGAUGCGGGCGGUGCAGCUGCUGCUCACCGUGCUGGUCAUCUUCACCGUCUGCUUCACGCCCUUCCACGUGCGUCAGGUGUUGGUGUACUUCUACCCGGACAUGCCGCACCAUGUCAUCGUCUACCAUGCCACUGUCACCCUCAGCAGCCUCAACAGCUGCAUGGACCCGGUUGUCUACUGCUUCGUCACCAACAACUUCCGCUCCACGAUGAGGGCCAUCUUCCGCAAGGCGGAGCCUGAGCACACCAGCGGUGACGUCAUCAGCAUGCAGCGCAGCUCCCGGGGGUCUAGGGGCUCGGGCUCACCAGCUGCCGACGCCCACGGCCUGAAGCUGACGGAGCAGAAUGCCCCCCAACAGGGCAGCCUACCUGCCUGAAAGACUGGACCAAUUUAGGGCUGGACUUUGGCAGUGUAGCUACGCUGUGCACAUCUGUACAGACUGCCAGUGAAGGGGGGGGGGUGCAAUUUGGGUUUGGGGGGGCACAGGCCUCAUAUUCCUGUAUAGUCGAUUCUCGCACAUGCAGACCAAAAAUUUUUUUUUACAAAUUUUGCAAUUGGAUCUCAGAUUCUAUGCUUUUUUUAUUUGAUCAUGUGUCAAUGAAAGAGUGGAGAGUAUCUCAUAAUGAAGUCCCUUUUUAAAAGUGAUCUGGGAUUAUGGGGUCUGAAAUGGAAGAUUUUUAACAGCUGUAAUGAUGAAGUCAGAUAGUUGGUUAAGAGGGUUAUAUACAUUCAUUCUAAAGUUAGGCUUAUGUACAUUAACUACUAUAAAAUGUGUAAUAGGUACUGCAUUGUAUUGCAUUGUUGUGUUUGCUCUAAAAAUAAUGUAGGCUGUUAAAUAAUUACAUUAUGGGAAUUUACCAGCCAGUCACGUGACACCUCUUAGACGAUACAUUGAGGACUUGAGGAGAGACCUUGGGAAUUUGCGACUACGUCACAGUAACCGAAAGCAGCUAUAGGGUCAUGGUUAUAUUAAUGUUAAUUCUGAAGUAGCCCAGUCCAUCCUAGUAGGAGAGAGGCCUUUUGCCACUCUGCACCGUUAAUGAACAUAGAUAAUUUAGAAUGUCAAAAAAUAAUAGCGAGUAUGUUUUCAACAUCAUUAAAUGUGGCUCCUUCUUAUCCACGUGUUCUUCAGUCGUAGCUGCAUUGUUGAACAUUUCAGUGCUUGUGUAAUAAUGUUUAUGUACAUUUCUGCACAAUGCUUAUUAAAUAAAGCUAAAUAAAUAAACACUAUAUUCUUAAAAUUUA
Molecule: messenger RNA, 2453 nt
Organism: Paramormyrops kingsleyae
Lineage: Eukaryota; Metazoa; Chordata; Actinopteri; Osteoglossiformes; Mormyridae
Product: G-protein coupled receptor 20
Biological process (GO): positive regulation of Rho protein signal transduction; phospholipase C-activating G protein-coupled receptor signaling pathway
Cellular component (GO): plasma membrane
Molecular function (GO): G protein-coupled receptor activity
Source: RefSeq, a predicted model, not a curated record